AUGCAUUCAACUGCAGAAAUGAGUCGGUUGUUGCAGCAAUGGGCGAAUGAUAUGGGAUAUGGCAUUGAACAGUCUCCGGAUUCAAUUGGAAUCGGGUUUCUAAGUAACGAUACUGCCCAUGAUCUAUGCAAGCAACAACUUAAUUCUUUAUGGAGUUUCUUGAUCCGUCGUGUACAUCCAAAACUUCAAGUUCAACACAUUCGUCGUCGUUUAGAGAGAUUCAAGCGUCACAUUGAAAAUGAGCCUUUCAGCUUAAAUCAGCAUUUGAAUCCAUCUGCUAAUAUAUCGGAAAAGCACAAAGAAUUAGAAAAGCAAAUCAAAGCUGCAAAAUCCAGAAACGAAACUCUAAGGUCUUGCAUUCAUCGUGAAGAAAUGGACCAAGCUGAUCUUAGACGUGCUAUGGAUGGAAUCGGAUUUGAAAUCGCACUACAGUCUGAAAAGUUGAAUGACAGGCAAAAAAGAGUUCUUUUGGCAGAUGCUCAUGCUAGGAAAUUGCUGGAAAACAGUGCAUCACUUUUGCGUGAUGCCGAGUAUUUGGCACAGUUGACAAACAGAAAUACAGUACCACAUAUAGAAAACGAACAAAAUAUUGUUACAGAUAUUAUUACAAUCAUGCGCGAUGCUGUUAAUGACAAGGGACUUGAUCUUGCUCGUGAUCCUACUACUGGUAUCAAGGAUCGAUCUCAAUAUGUUGAUCCAGGUCGAGUGGUGUUGUCUAUAUCUAAAGAUGUUGACCAAGAUCUUUCUUUUGUAAAUGAUUUGUCAAUUCCAGUAGACACUGCAAUGGAUUCGUUGAUAACUAGACUUAUAUCUCAAUUGGCAAAACAACAUUCACAGCGUUUUGUUGAAACAAAAGAACUUGAGGUUAAGAUUAAGAUGUUGGAGCGCGAUGUUGAUAUAAUUUCUACUCGACUCGCAGAACAGGUCAAACAUACUUGUAAUGAUUCAACUGAUGCGUUUAUUGAGCAUACUAUGCAUACUGCAAAUUUGUUGGCAACUCGCAAAGUACUUUCAAAAGCAAUGCUGUACAAGACACAAUUUGAGGAUUCAUUGCAAGAUACGCCCAAUACCAAUUCCGAUCCUUCGUCUUUAGCUUUUGACAACUAUCAAUUUGCUCAGAAUGAAAUGUCCAAACAUCAGGCUAUGCUGGAUGCAUUAAUAUCGACCACUCAUGGACUUCAUACGUUGAAUGUGGAUACUUUAAAUCAGGCAUGUACACCUAUUACUACUGAUUUUCAUGCCAUGUCAGUACCAGAAACAACAUGCAGAAUUCGACGAGUUCCAAAAGCUAUCAAGCAAUCUGGUAUUCAGAUGUUUGACCAAGUCAAAACAGUGUCCAUCAACAGAGCUCUUGUGUCGCUUAAUAAUGAUGAUGCUAAAAAAAAGGAAUGGAACUGGAUCAGUAAUGAACUCAUGACUCAGAUUCGAAAAGCAUCCAGUUGCAGACUAUACAAAUCAUAUCAAAGUGUUUUGGAUGAAAUGCAACUAUGUAAAUUUCAAGAUUUUCAAUUGACCACAAAGGAUCAGUAUACGAAUCACAUACUUCCAAUGAUGAACCAAAGCUUACAACAGGCUGAGCAAUCUCAUCGCACGUUUAAUUUAAUAGAUGGCAUUGUCAAAGAAAGAAACUGGUUUAUGCAUGAACGAAAGGAUCCUUUUGCUCCAAAUGGUUCUUUGGAAAACUAUAUUAACCAGAGAUGCGUUCCGUCACCAGAUAUUGGAUAA
This is a messenger RNA of Batrachochytrium dendrobatidis JAM81, 1725 nucleotides long. RefSeq lists its product as uncharacterized. Lineage: Eukaryota; Fungi; Chytridiomycota; Chytridiomycetes; Rhizophydiales. The coding region runs from base 1 to 1725 and encodes 574 amino acids. The transcript is spliced from 15 exons. The record is from RefSeq and is a predicted model, not a curated record.